AUGUUCUCAUCCUUACUGGAGACGGCCCGGAACUCACCGUUCCGAGGCCCAUUGAGCGGAGCCCAGUGUGAAGCACCUACACAAGCUAUGGCUGCGUCUUCAGCGGUCCCACCCUCCGGAGACUCGUGCGAGUUUGGUUCCAGCAAAUACUUUGCUCUUUGCGGACUUGGUGGAAUCCUCUCUUGCGGUAUCACACACACAGCCGUGGUGCCUCUCGAUCUGGUGAAAUGUCGUCUCCAAGUCGACCCUGAUAAGUACAAAAAUGUCCUGAACGGUUUCAAAGUGUCCGUCCGUGAGGAGGGUAUGAGAGGCCUCGCUAAGGGCUGGGCACCAACCUUCAUCGGAUACUCACUUCAGGGUCUCUGCAAGUUCGGUCUCUAUGAAGUCUUCAAAGUGGGUUACUCGGGUAUGUUAGAUGAGGAAGCAGCUUAUAGUUACCGUACUUUUGUAUAUCUGGCUGCAUCAGCUUCAGCUGAGUUCUUCGCUGAUAUUGCCCUCUCACCAUUAGAAGCUGCCAAGGUCAGAAUCCAGACUAUGCCUGGAUUUGCAAACACUCUCCGUGAAGCCUGGCCAAAGAUGGUGCAAAAUGAAGGUUACGGCACUUUCUACAAGGGAUUAGUACCACUUUGGGGAAGACAGAUCCCUUACACCAUGAUGAAGUUCGCCUGCUUCGAGAAAACACUAGAAAUCCUAUAUAAGUACGUAGUACCCAAACCCCGUGAACAAUGUACAAAGGGAGAGCAACUGGUUGUAACAUUUGCCGCUGGAUACAUCGCUGGUGUGUUCUGUGCCAUCGUGUCACAUCCUGCUGACACUGUCGUCUCCAAACUUAACCAGGACAAGACAGCGACUGUCGGCUCUAUUGUUGGUAAACUGGGUUGGGCCGGAGUAUGGAAGGGACUCGGACCUAGGAUCAUUAUGAUUGGUACACUCACCGCUCUACAAUGGUUCAUAUAUGAUGCUGUUAAGGUAUACCUGAGAAUGCCUCGGCCACCACCAGCGGAAAUGCCAGAGUCCAUGAGGAAGAGACUCGAGGCUGAAGAAGCUGCUAAGUCUAAGUAA
Messenger RNA from Danaus chrysippus (African queen), 1062 nucleotides. Lineage: Eukaryota; Metazoa; Arthropoda; Insecta; Lepidoptera; Nymphalidae. The record is from the annotation of a GenBank genome assembly.